Molecule: messenger RNA, 933 nt
Organism: Dama dama (fallow deer)
Lineage: Eukaryota; Metazoa; Chordata; Mammalia; Artiodactyla; Cervidae
Product: olfactory receptor 10D3
Exons: 1
Coding region: 1-933 (310 amino acids)
Biological process (GO): G protein-coupled receptor signaling pathway
Cellular component (GO): membrane
Molecular function (GO): olfactory receptor activity; G protein-coupled receptor activity
Source: RefSeq, a predicted model, not a curated record
AUGAAGAACUGCUCUGAGGUGACUGAGUUCAUCCUGUUGGGAAUCCCGCACACGGAGGGGCUGGAGACUAUACUCUUUGUCCUGUUCUUGCCCUUCUAUGCCUGUACCCUGCUGGGAAACAUGUCCAUCCUUGUGACCGUUCUUUCUUCUAAUCGCCUUCACACACCCAUGUAUUUUUUCCUGGGGAACUUGUCUGUGUUUGAUAUGAGUUUCUCCUCUGUGACCUGUCCUAAGAUGCUGCUCUACCUCAUGGGACUGAGCCCACUCAUUUCCUACAAGGACUGUGUCUCCCAGCUCUUCUUCUUCCAUUUCCUUGGCAGCAUUGAGUGUUUCUUGUACACCGUGAUGGCCUAUGACCGCUUCACCGCCAUCUGUCACCCUCUGCGGUAUGCAGUCAUCAUGAACCCUAGAGUCUGUGUGGCCUUGGCUGUGGGCACGUGGCUGUUAGGAUGUGUCCAUUCCAGCAUCCUGACUUUGCUUACCUUCACCCUGCCAUACUGUGGUCCCAAUGAAGUGGCUCACUUCUUUUGUGAUAUUCCAGCACUCUUACCCUUGGCCUGUGCUGAUACAUCCUUGGCCCAGAGGGUGAGCUUCACUAACGUUGGCCUAGUAUCUCUAGUCUGCUUUCUCCUAAUCCUUGUGUCUUAUACUCGAAUCACCAUCUCCAUCUUGCAGAUUCCAUCAACUGAGGGCCGUCGCCGGGCCUUCUCCACAUGCAGUGCCCACCUCAUCGCCAUCCUCUGUGCCUAUGGACCCAUCAUCACUGUCUACCUGCAGCCCACACCUAACCCCAUGCUAGGAACUGUGGUGCAAAUUCUGAUGAAUCUGGUGGGACCAAUGCUGAACCCUUUAAUCUAUACCUUGAGGAAUAAAGAAGUAAAAACAGCUCUGAAAAAAGUAUUGUAUAGGACAAACCAUGUUCCUGAGAUUUAA